CUCUACGACACGACCAAGGCCUAUGACAAGCUGUACAUCGAUAAGUCCAUCAUGGACCACGCGAUGGACACCACGCCGACGGCUGCGUCGUCGCCCUACGACAGCCACCACAAGAUCAAGUCGUAUCCGGAGAUGCUCUACCCGACGAAGCCGCCGCCCGCGCCGCCCCAGCCGCCGCCGCCGCCGCACAUAGAUACCCACAUCGAUGACAACUCCUACGAGAAGCCUUACGACAAACCUUACGACAAGGGCUACGACAAACUCUACGACAAGGGCUGCGAGAAGACGUACAAGACGCUGGAGACGAUGACCGCGUCGUCGUACGACAGGUCGUACGAGGCGACGACGAAGGCGAUCGAGCCUGUCGAUUCGACGACCACUCACGAGAAGGUUCAGCCGCUGGAGACGACCACGACGACGACCUCCGUGCCCGAUGGGCAAGAGAGGACGUGUUCAGGGAACGGGAACAAGAAGGACGAGAACAGCAAAGAAAUUAACGAUAUUGACCCGAAUAAGAAGCCUCCCUACUCCUACGUGGCUCUCAUUGCCAUGGCGAUAAAGGAAAGUCCCGACAGAAAGCUUCAGCUGAGCGAAAUAUACCACUGGAUCGCGACCAAGUUCCCGUUUUACCAGCAGCAGAACGCCAAGGAGAAGCAAGGCUGGAAGAAUUCCAUCAGGCACAACCUCAGUCUCAACGAGUGCUUCGUCAAGAUCCCCCGGGAGGGAGGGGGAGGCGGCGGCAAGGGCAACUACUGGACGUUAGAUCCUCAGCACGAAGACAUGUUCGAACACGGGAACUACAAAAGACGCCGGAGAAUGAAAAGACCGAACUUGUACAGACACGCCUACACCUACCCAGAUUCCUACCUGGGAAUACCAACGAGGUCAUUCUUCUCUGCUUCUCCAGGCAGUGGCUGGGGCAUCCCACAGAUGCAGGGCAGUCAAAUAGGAGGAUACCCCCAAACCCCGAGGGCCCACACACCCCAUUCCUAUAGUUACACACAAAUGAAUCAGUUCCAAAGUGGAGUUCAGCUAAGCAAUGGGUACCAGCAAAUCGGAGGAUCUUUAGGCAGCUCUGCACUAGGGACAGCGCCCUUAGGAUCAGGCGCUCUACGUCCGGGCCUGCCCGCGCCCCUGGGGGGAGGAUUCCUAGGGGGCCAUUCCCCAGCCAUCUCCUCCCCGAGCAACAAUUCCUCCGGGUUAGGAUCCUCGCACUCGAUCUGGUCCUCGGGAUCGACCUCCUCUCUCUCCUCGGGCUUCGGGUCAAGCAGUUUCCUCAGUUCCAGCGGCUCCCUUGGAUCGUCCUCGGCUCCUUCGCUGCAGCCUUCCUUCGGGAGCAGUACAGGAGGCAACUACAACUCCGGCCUAAGUGCAUGCCCGAAACAAGGGGACACGCCCACUUCGUCACAGCUCACGCCCCUCCCUUAUUAUCACUACUGGACCACUGACCACAAGAUAUAACAGUCAGGACAUCGGGACAUCACAUUGCAAGACCGAGCUCGUGAACCUGUUUACCAGCCGUGAAAGAGAAAAUGCGCCUGCACGCGACACCAGCAAUAUCUCGCAGAUAGCCUUGGUCCCAUCUCAAUAGAGAAGAAAUCAACACAGUUCCAGGCAUAUUUCUAGAAACAGACGCUGUCCUGCGUCAUUUGUCGAUCUAAAAGGCAGCAAGGCUCUUACUUCAUCUGCUUCGCAUGGAGAACCGUGAAAGGAGCAUCAUCGUCAUCAGCAAAAACAAAAAGAGCGAUAACAACAAGGAAAAAGAAGUGAAAAGAAUUAGCUAGCCAUAUUUUCAGAAUACGUGAUUGGGUCUGGUUCUCGAGAAGUUUCUGAUGUCAGUGCGUUUAUUAUCGUUAUGAAGCAAUGAAAAACCAGAGUGGUAUUUUAUCCAUGACUUAAAAUUUUAUUAUUCCUUCAUCAGAUGACAAGUAGCUUGUCAACACUAAAAUUUUAAAUUCGACUCAAAGUGAGCUCAGUUUAGUUACACCAAAGCUUGUAAAUUACGACAAAAGCAUUUCUACUUAGCUUCAAUUCAAAACUUCGAGUGAGACUGAUGAAAAAUAUAUUCUAAUUCAGUUCUACGAAUGAUUACAUUAAUGUACCUAUAGUUCAAUGAAUAAAAGUACACGUGAUUUGAUAAUGGAAAAUUUAGAUGCAGGUGAAACAAGAAAUAAAUUCAUCUCUAUUUCUGCGAAUAAUACAAUUUUCUUAUUAUCAAAGAGUCACAUCUCUCACAGUUCUUGCAGUGAUAAACUCUGUGACAUCCAGACGCCCCACGAGAAUCCGACCCUUGAAUAUCGCGAGCAAUAUUUCACGUUUCGAGGAUUUCGAAGGAAGCUAUGAAGGAUACAUUUUAUGGGUCCCUAAAGGCAGGUCCUCUAGGAGAGAGAGAGAGAGAGAGAGAGAGAGAGAGAGAAGAGAGAGGUCCUUCUCCCCAACUCCUGCAGGAUCGUGUUUCAUGAACGUGAUCGAGAGGAAUUAUAUUCUUCUGGUGAUAAAAAAAGAAAAAGAAAAAAGGAACAGAGUUGAAGCCUCUAGUUGGAGAAAGGUCUGUUCAUGCACUGUGAAUAAUACUGUACAAUGUGAACUGCUUCCUGCUAGUUAUUCAUGAAUGUAUCCACACUGACUUAAAACCUCAAAGAAAAAGGGCUGCAUAAUCUAGUGAUUAUUCUUGAUACCAACUUCCUUUUGUUUCUAAGACAGUGGAAUCAUGACGCGACGGAGGUCUUUGGAAAUGUAUGUAAUUUCGGUCAAAAGUGCAAAAUAUUCCAGUGAAUACUGAAUCCGGUGAUGACUGAAAACGACAAACCGUAAAGUGCUUUAUGAUUGCAAAAAAUUAAGACUUUGUGAAAUAUUUCAGAAAAUGAAGAAUCAACUUAUAUAGCGAUGAUAGGUAGCAGUGGAUAACCAAAUUAUGUCAAAUUUCCUGGAUCAAAUUCCUCGCGAUAGUAAAAUACUGAAGUUAUCUCUGAUACUGAAUAACCUUUUUGAAAUACCUUUUUGCUAACAUCGAAUAAUGAAUUUCAUUGAUUUAUGGCAAAGCAUAUAAUUAUACUGAUUUUGCAGUGUUUCAAGAGGAAUUUGGAAAAUCAAUUCAUGUAAGAGGUUAAAGCACAAGUGGUGUGGUGUUUAGAAAUGGUGUAGUGAAUAACAACCCAUACAGUUGAGAAGUAUAACAACAAACGAUGGAAAUUCUUAGAUAAUUUGCCCCCCACAUUAAACAUGUGUUGAUGACUGAAUCUGACUGCCCAAAAUCAGAGGUGGGUGGGGGGGCAAGCACCUCAAUGACAAACUCGACUCUGCCUUACAGUUGAUUUCGUAGCUCAGCGCUUUUGUAUUCAGAAAAUGGUUUGGACUCACAUCUUGGUAAGGGACGGAACUUUUGCAAAUGUUCUUUAUUCAGAUUUUAAAGGGAAUAAUCCCAUUUUUAAGUGUCGUUGUAUAAGUGUGAAAUAUGUGAAAAAAAUACGUCAUUGGAAAGGUAUUCUUCCCGACAAGUGCAAUCAUAUUUAAGGGAGUGUGAAAUUAACAACUUGUGCACAGUAAGUUAAUAUGUUCUUAAAAUCUUCUUUCCUGCAAAGAGACGAAGAGAAAACAUUUAAACAGUAAAGUAAAUAUGCUAAAAUAGUGCGGUUUUGUUUGAAUAUCAACUUCUGAGUUCACGAACGGGGCGGAAGUGGUUUCGGUUACUCAAUAGUUUGGUAAACUAUUGGCAGAAGACAUUUUUUCUCAUAUGAGAUGAAAAUACGUAAUUUCUUUCCUUUUCAUGAUAAGAGGAAAACACUUGCGAUGUAGCCUAUUUAUUCUGGUGCCAUGAACUAUUUCAUAUCUGUUUGCUAUCUUUAGGAACGUAUUGCUUCGCAAACAAGUUCGCGCUCGCACCCGUUGGCGCGCGUACAUACGCACAUGAACACACGCACAUUAACGCAUACAUACAUACAUGAAUACAGAUAUAUUUAUUAUAUAAGAACAUUAAGCUACACAAGAAGAUACAAGCUUUAUUUUAUUGUGCAUUGUAUAAACACAACAAAAGCAUUUCAGAAUUUGUCUUUGCUAAACUGAAUUACAAAAAGCCGCCCAAACAGUGCCUUCAUUACAUCAAGUCACCACACUGAGUGAUGAGUUGAGUGCCACUUAUUCACAUCCAAAAUGUUCCCUGAAACGUUCAUACGGCUAAUGGCACUACGGAGACAGAUCUCUCCAAGAAGUAGAGUGCAAAUCAUUUCAAAUACCUUACAGGCCUAAAAAUUAGAUCCUGCCGUGUAAUAUCUAAACUGAUUAUAUACUGCCUACAAAACAUAAUUAUGAUAACCUAUCUAUUAAUAAGGAAUAGAAUACUGAAAGUAUUUACGUAUUUAAUUUCUGAAGCAGAAUGGCGUUGUGAUUUACUGUGGCCUUUGUCAAUCUACAAAUAAAAUUUAAUUCUAUCCUUUUUGAAUACCAUUUUAUGUUGUUGGAAAAAGCAAAGAAUCCAUCUUAGUGCCUUAUGCUUAAUGAAUGUAAUGUCUCAUUAUUUGGCUUAAAAAAAUCCCAGUCCAAUAUUUCGAAGAAGAGACGCUGAUUUUAUUUUUAUAUUUAAAAUUGACUUUACAUUACUCACACACAAACUACAAACAUUUAACACAGCCUGUAAAUAUGUUCUGUGUAGUUGCAUCACAUAGCUGUAGGCGUAUCUACACUGAAUAGGCCAAGCAAUGUAAUAUUUAGAAGAAAUAUUAAAUAUAUAUAAACAUAUAUGUAUAUGACGAAUUAUUUCCGUAUCAUGGAACCAUGUACUGUAUAUACAAAGCAUUUUCUUCCCUCUGUUUUUUUCUUUUUUUUUUCUCGAAGUGCCUUCACUCUACAUACUGUCGGCCGUCCAUUCAUUCAUGUAUAAGGUACGAACACUAAAAGCAAAAUCACCGGAACUCUUUACCUGUUGUAACGGACUCCUUCAUAAAACCUUUAUAACGGACUGACGAGUUGUUGGAUGAAAAUGGUGUGCGCCUUAUUUAACAACUUUCUGGUGGAUCCUAUACCAUGAUGUAUAUAUUUAAUACAAUAAAGGCAUUGCACAAAAAAUA
This is a messenger RNA of Macrobrachium nipponense, 5063 nucleotides long. Its product is annotated as forkhead box protein L2-like. Bases 52 to 1461 code for a protein of 469 amino acids. The transcript is spliced from 9 exons. Gene Ontology annotation, biological process: regulation of transcription by RNA polymerase II; cell differentiation; anatomical structure morphogenesis. The record is from RefSeq and is a predicted model, not a curated record. Gene Ontology annotation, molecular function: DNA-binding transcription factor activity, RNA polymerase II-specific; RNA polymerase II cis-regulatory region sequence-specific DNA binding. Lineage: Eukaryota; Metazoa; Arthropoda; Malacostraca; Decapoda; Palaemonidae.